Penicillium olsonii is the source of this 408-nucleotide messenger RNA. Lineage: Eukaryota; Fungi; Ascomycota; Eurotiomycetes; Eurotiales; Aspergillaceae. The record is from the annotation of a GenBank genome assembly.
AUGAAGUUCUUCAGCCAGCUGAUAGAGUCAAUCGCCCCUUUCCAAUUCAUAUUCACUACAACCCAUGACAAUCCCUCCAUCGAGUCUUUUGCAACUCCAGAGUACCCUCGAAACUCUGUUCCCACCUCAGCAGACUUUCAUCCUCAGAAGACGCACGGUUAUAUCAACCAGAGUGCCGACACAUCCGCUCAUUCUCCCCAACGAGCUGCCUCUCUAUCUGAAGCGCAUGCACAUACCAUUCGUCAUACUGUUACACCUCAACCUGUUGACACACAGCCCGCACCGAUUGGUUUUAUAUAUAAGCCGAGUCGCGAGUCCAUAGGCACGUACUUGAAUCCUCGAACACCACCGGAAACCCCCCAAAAGAGCGUCAAAUUAUGGCGUCGAAUCAUCUGCGGCAACUCGUAA